Messenger RNA from Oryzias melastigma (Indian medaka), 1771 nucleotides. RefSeq names its product sperm associated antigen 7 (gene spag7). The coding region runs from base 372 to 1061 and encodes 229 amino acids. The record is from RefSeq and is a predicted model, not a curated record. The transcript is spliced from 7 exons. Gene Ontology annotation, molecular function: nucleic acid binding. NCBI's taxonomy places the organism in Eukaryota, Metazoa, Chordata, Actinopteri, Beloniformes, Adrianichthyidae.
UCGCACUUUAGCUUCAGUAGAACACGUUUCCAUCAUAGACUGUAUAUAAGAGUUUCCAUCAACAUCCUGUUGAAUUUUGUCUUAGUUCUCUGAUAGAUCUAAUGCAGUUGGAUGUAGUUGAUGAGUGUUCUCAUUCAAUUUUAACAGUACAGAUUCUAUAAUUGUUUUAAAAAUAUAAUAUAUCUAUGCUAUAAUAUUUAAAAAAAAAAAAAAAAGAAAGAAAUCCGAAAAAAAGAAGAUGGAUAAUGUGGUAGCAGUACCGCUUUCUGCCGCUGUGGCGCUCUUCUACACAAGUGCGAAGUUUUGGAAAAACAAAGAAAACAGGGCUCAUCCGCGCAUGCGCACCACUGUCCUCCGGUAAUUAGUCCACCAUGGCGGAUCUGCUCGGUUCAAUCUUAAGUUCGAUGGAAAAACCUCCUACCGUCGGCGACCAAGAAAGCCGGCGGAAGGCCAGAGAGCAAGCUGCAAGACUUAAGAAGAUGGAGGAAGAGGAGAAAAGGAAGAAAGCUGAGUUCAGGAAAAAGAUGGAAAAGGAGGUGUCAGAUUUUAUCCAGGAUAGUUCACAACAAAAAAGAAAAUACAAACCCAUGGGGAAGAUUGAAAGGAGUAUAUUGCACGACGUUGCAGAAGUGGCUGGUCUGACUUCCUUUUCCUUUGGUGAGGAUGAUGAGAGCCGCUACGUCAUGCUCUUCAAAAAGGAAUUUGCUCCUUCAGAUGAAGAGCUGGAAGCUUAUCGUAAAGGCGAGGAGUGGGAUCCCCUGCUGGCCGAACAGCGACGCAAACUCAAGGAAAAAGCUGCACUGGAAGAGGCGUCCUCCGCUCAGACAGAGAAGUCCCAGGCGUGCCCCAACUCCAACUACAGAGACAAGUACAGCCAUCUGAUCGGCACGUCGGCCGCUAAAGACGCAGCGCACACGCUGGAGGCCAACAGGUCUUACGGCUGUGUGCCUGUGGCCAACAAACGCGACACUCGCUCCAUAGAGGAAGCCAUGAACGAAAUUAGAGCAAAGAAGCGGCAGAGGAGAGAGGACGACACAGCAGCGCAGAGCAGCUCCUCUUGAACCCCCUCUGCUUGUUGCUGUGUGAGAAUGCAGUUGUUUGUCUGUGUGCGCAUCAUCCAUCCCAUGUUGUUCAGAUGAGGAUGCUCGGGUGAGGAAGACUCUAGGAGGAUGUUAUUAUCCACGUGUUUCAUUCUGCAAAUUAUACACAAUAUCAUGCAGAAAUGGACGAUGUCAGUAUAACGAACAAGUUGCAAUGUAUUUAUUUUUCUUGUUCAGAAUUGGAAAAAAAAUCAUUUUUUUAAAGACAGACUUUGGCUAUCUUUGCUAUUUUUGAACACAAAUAAAAUUAUUGACGUAUAACAUAAAAAAGUCACAUUUUCACAUGCAAAGGAUGGCGCUUUUUUUUUAAGAUUUGAUUUUAAAAUGUUGCUGAGAAAUUCUUUUAACAAGAAAUGUUCCUUCAAACUGCUUUUUUGUUGUUAUUUUUAUUCUCAGCCUGUUUUAGAAUUUUUAAAAAACUUUAAUCCUGUCAUAUCUGUCACAAGAGGAUGCCCAUCUUGAAAUAUAUGUAUUGAACUCAUAGAAAUCUGUCAUUUUUUUCUGUUUAAGUUUGCACUGAUUUGCAUCAGCAGUAAAAAAGAAACAGGCGUUAGCUUACAGGAAACAUCAGGCUGAUGAGCAGAAACAUGCUUACCAUGAGGUGUAUUUUAAAACAAGUUUGCACUGUUUUUCCCCAAAUGUGUAAUAAAUGGAAAUGAGUGUUGAACUUU